UGGUGUCACAGUGAGCUGGAGCAGGGGUUGAGGGGCUUCUUCGAGUGGCUCCAUCAGAAGUGUGUCGUGGGGGCCUGGACCACGUUCCCUGGAGGUGUGACCAGCAUCUUCCUCACCAUCCAGCACACAGUGCCGGGCUGUCCCGGAGGGGAAAUGCAUCCUGAAUGGGGCUGAGCAUCCUCGGGAAUAUGCAUCCUCGGGGCCGUGGGGCCAGCACCAGGGCAGUGGCCAGCGUGCAGCGGCAUGGUGGCAACGUUCAAGAUCGCCGUGCUGGGAGCCCAGGGGGUGGGUAAGAGUGCCAUAGUCCGGCAGUUCCUCUACAACGAGUUCAGCGAGGUCUGCGUCCCCACCACCGCCCGCCGCGUCUACCUGCCCGCCGUCGUCAUGAACGGCCACGUCCACGACCUCCAGAUCAUGGACUUCCCCCCCAUCACAGCUUUCCCCGUCAACACCCUGCAGGAGUGGGCAGACGUGUGCUGCAGGGGGCUCCGGAGUGUCCAUGCCUACAUCCUGGUCUAUGACAUCUGUUGCUUUGACAGCUUCGAGUACAUCAAAACCAUCCGCCAGCAGAUCCUGGAGACAAGGGUCAUUGGCACUUCAGAGACACCCAUCAUCAUCGUGGGCAACAAGCGGGACCUGCAGCGGGGCCGAGUGAUCCCGCGCUGGAACGUCUCCAACCUGGUGAAGAAAACCUGGAAGUGUGGCUACAUCGAGUGCUCGGCCAAGUACAACUGGCACAUCCUCCUGCUCUUCAGUGAGCUCCUCAAGAGCGUGGGCUGUGCCCGCUGCAAACACGUCCAUACCACCAUCCGCUUCCAGGGUGCCCUGCGCAGGAACCGAUGCACCAUCAUGUGAGCCCCCCCUGCCCCCAUGGACACCCUCACCCCUCUUUUACCUCCUUCCGUGGCCACUUGUCUUCGGGGACCACUGGUGUCACCGCUCUCUGCUGUGGUAGGACCCCCAGAGGCACCUCGGGGGUUGCUGCCCUGCUGGCACUGGCAGCCCGUGGUGACGUUUGGGGACAGCGUGCCUUGGGGGGUGCCAGGCAGGUUGGUGUGGUGGUCACCUGAGGAGGUGGGUGACUGGGGGUAGUGAGGGGUAAGGGAGAACCCUGAGCCCUCCCUGAGCCUCUGGCACUCAGAGCCACAGCGGUCCUGGGGGGGGAUUGUGUCUCUGGUGUGCCCAAAACUCCGUGUGGCACGAGGGGGUCAGGAGAUGCCUCUGAUGGUGCCCAGAGGGUGGCUGUCGGGUCCCUCCUUGCCAGUUCAUUGCAGGGGCAAGGUUUGCUGCUGCCUGCUGUCACCUGUCCUUGUAAGAGAAUGACACAGUGCCUGUGACCUGCUGCCAGGGUGGUGGCUCCAUCCCUGGGGCAUGGUGGAGGCUGGAGCCCCAUCUUCCUCCCUGCAGAGCUGGGGUUUCUCCCCUUGGGGGGCUCAGCAGCCUCCAGCAAGAGGCCAGGUUACAUGGGCUCUCUGCUGGCAUGGUUGGGUCAGGUUUCCAGGCUGAAUUUCUGGAUGAAAGCAAGAAAAGGAGGAAAAAAUGAAACAAAAUGAAGAAAUAAAGCCCCCAUCCUACCCCUUACCUCACCCUGGGGUGCUGGGUGCUGCUUCCCCAGGUCUUCAAGUCCCUUUCUGCCCUGGUUCAUCCAAGGAAGGUUUCUCCUCCCCACCAGCCUGUAGAACACCAAAUAAUCUCACCAAGCUCCUCGCCAGGCAGCUCACCCCUCCACUACCUCUCAGCCUGGGCUCAGCAGGUGAUGGGCUUUGCACAGCCCCAUCCAACCCCCCCGGGGAGGCAGGCAGCCCCCCAGCAGGUCACUGCACCCCAUGGCAGUGCUGCCAGGUGGGUCUGACCCACCCUGGGCUUUCCCCUGGGCUCGUCUCCAUCCACGGGAGACAGUGGUGGUGGGAAGGCAGCCUCCGAAGCAAUAGGGAGCUGGAGUUGCAUUUCCAGUUGCAUUCCUUUUGUAGUUUUGGUUUUGUUUUAUGUUAUUUUCUCUCUGCAUAUCCCAAGCAGGAAAGCAUGUUUGUUUGUUUGUUGGUUUGGUUUGGGUUUUUUUUUAAUCUUUUAGCUUGUUUUCACACCAGCCUUGCAGCUCUCCUGUGUCUUGUCCUGCAGGGUGGGUGGCAAAGUGCAGCCCUUGAUAGGAAACAGUGUUUGAGGUGGUGAGCAAGAGCCCCAGGAGUCUUGGUUCUUCCUUUUUGGCUGCUCCUUGUGGGGAAAUUCUCUCCUCACCCCCCAAAGGCAGAAGCUGGGGCUGAUCCAACCCCUGGCCCAGGCAGCUCAGUGAUUUCUGGUGUCACAAGGCACUGCAGGUGCUCGGUGCUGCUCGGGGCAGUGAAAACAGAGAGCAGCCCCAUCUCAUCCCCCCCGGCCACGUUUCCAUCUGGCAGAGCCCUGCUGUGAUCUCAGUGACACAUCCUAUGAAGAGCAGGUCCAGCUGAGCCCAGGCAGGGUGCAUUUCACCCUCCCACCACCGAGCCCAGUGCUGCAGGCUUGGGGUCACCCUGCCCCUCCCUUCCCACCCCCAGCAGCCACCUUGGGAACCAAACCCUUGCUCCAAAAAGAAAAAAAAAAAUAAGGGAAAAAAGAGAAAAAGUGAUGGGGGGGACACAGGACUGUCUGGAGUGAGAGCUUCAGCUGGGGAAGGAUAGUGGCAUGGGUCACCAUCCCUCCCCUCCACAACAAAUCUAUCAGUCCCCCCCAACCCCAUAUUGUCAGGGUUUAAUACCAUGAGUAAGUUCACCCUAUUGGUCUCUAGCUAGCUUUAUCCCUCCAAAUUGAGAAGGAAACUCCUUGGUAGGUGUUAAUAAUAAAGCAUUUCUAAAGUGCUCCAAUGUACACAUAUCAACAAUGAAGCCAAUACAUUGUUUGUUAUAACCCUGUAGCCUGCAGUUUAUAGCACAAUUAGUUACAGGUUUUUAUAGCAUCUAUUUAGUAUUUUGAGAAAAAAAAAGAAAAAAGAAAAAAA
Molecule: messenger RNA, 2971 nt
Organism: Calypte anna (Anna's hummingbird)
Lineage: Eukaryota; Metazoa; Chordata; Aves; Apodiformes; Trochilidae
Gene: RASL10B
Product: RAS like family 10 member B
Exons: 4
Coding region: 244-855 (203 amino acids)
Molecular function (GO): GTPase activity; GTP binding
Source: RefSeq, a predicted model, not a curated record